AUGUUUCGUCGAAAGUUAUACGCCCUUGGUCAUCCGAAUCCCGAAGGAAAUUACCAAGAAGAAUCAAAACAAAAGAGCCUUGUGAUCUGGCUUGAAGGACAGUUUAUCAACGCAUACAAGCCAGAGGACAGAGCCUGCUUGAAAGAAGUCAACUCUGCAGAUUGGGAGAAUGAUUUUAAGAAUUAUUUGAAUCAUGUUGAGUGUCCCUUUACUGACAAUUUGAAAUAUCAGAUUGAGUGGCUACUUGGAAAAGCUAUCCAGGCGAAAUAUCAGGAAGAUCAAAGCUAUGCAACAUACAAACCAGAUCAACAAAGAAAAACUGCAGUCCCACACGAGUUCAGAGAGGGACUAGCUCAGAUGGCCAAGAAACUACAAGUACAGGUCUACCAAGAUGAUCUAGUUGUCAGCCUAGAGGCCUGCAGGCUAGUCGUUGAGGCAGUUGUUACGAGCCGCGAAAAUGACCUCGAAAAACUACGUGGAAGGAUGCUUCCAAAAGACAAAAUUCCACUGGGUUUCGACCUCGGCGAUAAGGCACUCAACGAAGCAGCUCUUGUCCUUAGACUCCUACACAUUGAACAGUUGCGAAAGCUCCAAACUGAUGCCAAUAGAGCUUUAGUCAAAAUUCAACAACUCACUGCAAAUCCAAUUACUGAUACGAACCUUGGCCAAGUCGGUCGAGGUUGA
Oikopleura dioica is the source of this 684-nucleotide messenger RNA. Lineage: Eukaryota; Metazoa; Chordata; Appendicularia; Copelata; Oikopleuridae. The record is from the annotation of a GenBank genome assembly.